This is a messenger RNA of Lodderomyces pseudojiufengensis, 711 nucleotides long. RefSeq names its product mitochondrial 54S ribosomal protein MRPL50. The record is from RefSeq and is a predicted model, not a curated record. The coding region runs from base 1 to 711 and encodes 236 amino acids. The transcript has 2 exons. Gene Ontology annotation, molecular function: structural constituent of ribosome. Gene Ontology annotation, cellular component: ribosome; mitochondrion. NCBI's taxonomy places the organism in Eukaryota, Fungi, Ascomycota, Pichiomycetes, Serinales, Debaryomycetaceae. Gene Ontology annotation, biological process: translation.
AUGUCUAACUUUAUCACUAAGACACAGCGUAUAGGAGUAGAAGGACAAAUUUUACACGUUAAACCAGGGUUUAUGAGAAAUUAUUUACAUAUAGACAAUAAAGCAUGCUAUAUAACACCUAAUAGACCACCAAGAAUACCUGUAGUGGAUAUUGAAGAAAUACGUCAAGAAGAGCAAAGAAAACGUAGAAUUUUACAGCAACAACAAGCACAACAACAAAGAUUACUAGAUCAACAAAAUAAAGAAAAAGCUACAAGUACAAACAAAGAAUCAAUCGAAGAUACGGAGAAUGAAGGUGCUAUGUCACUUGAAGAAUUGUCUGAUUUAUUCAGUAGCAUGAAAUCAAAUAAAAGAAAAUCAGAUGUUAAACCUGAAUUAAAAGUUCAAUCAAGUUUAGUUGAAGAAUCAGAGGAAAUAAUUACCCCAACUUUAGAAGCCUCAAGCAAUGACCAAUCAUCUCAAAUAAGCUUUAACUUACCAAAAUUAAUAACACUAAACUCAUCGAAUUUACCAAUUUCAAAACAUGCCAUUUUAAACCAAAUUCAAGAAUACGUAAAAGGUACAACACUUGAACCAGAUCAAUUAAGUAUAAGUUAUAUUGACACCCCGGAAUUUACGAUUGAUCAAGUUACCGAAGUUGGUAGGUAUCAAAUCAAAAUAAUUUCGAAUAUAGAUGGAUCAGAUUUAACUCAAAUUUUGGAAGUUGAAUGA